UCUAGAAUACAAUCAGAACUGGCAAUGUUUUAACAGAUUGUAGACUAGUUAUUCCAACAGUUGUAUUAAAGUAUUGAAAGCCAGGAUAAAGUUGUUUAUUGAUAUCAAAUAUUUAGAAUCUUAAAAAUUAGAACACUAUUUUAAAAUGUAUUAGCUUCCCUUUAGUAAAGAAAGCAAUGUGAUGCGGCUUAGUAAACAACAAAUACAACAACAUGCGGAAAAUGAACAUAGACUAGAUCUAGAAUAGAACUUGUCAAAUACCUAGUCUACUUGAUUACAUUUUUAUAUGAGACUCCAAGCCCUGUUUAGUUGUUAUAGUCAUGAGAUAUAAUAGACCUAUACGCUUGUGUUUUGUUUUACUUUUUGUUACUUCUGUAUUUUCUGACAAAUUAAGUUGGAGUGGAGAUGCCGCCGACCGGUGUUUUUGCAAGCUUCAAGGUGAAGUUGAUGAUUGCUCUUGCAAAGUGGAGUCAUUGGAUUCUUUGAAUAACAACAAAAUUUAUCCUAUAUUAACAAGCUUACUAUCAAGGAACUACUUUCGAUAUUUUAAGGUAAAUUUGAAAAAGAGUUGCCCAUUUUGGUCGGAUGACAGCAGAUGUGCCUUGAGAGACUGUCAUGUUAAUGUUUGCCAGAAGGAUGAAGUGCCUAUCAAGAUACCCGAUGUGGAUACACAUUCUGAAAAACAUGAAAGAAAUAAGUACUUAAAAGAACUCAACGAAGGGAAGCAAGGAUUUGAGGAACGCUGUGCUGAAGAGAGAGAGCUAGGUGCAUUAGAUGCAACCAUAAGUGAGGAGAAAAAAGCGGAGUUUCAGACUUGGAAAGAGUAUGAUGAAACCCUUCCUUUAUUCUGUGAUAUUGAUGAUGAACAUUCAAAUGAUAUGGAAUAUGUUGACCUACUUUUGAAUCCAGAGCGCUAUACUGGCUACAAAGGGCCUUCACCGAGAAGAAUAUGGAGGUCCAUUUACGAGGAGAAUUGUUUUAAGCCAGAAAAAAAUUAUGGCUAUGGUCCAGACUAUGGUAAAGAUGCUUCAAUCGAAUCAAUGUUUUUCAUCGCUAGAGGUAUGUGUCUUGAAAAGCGUGUCUUUUUUCGCCUUAUUUCUGGUUUGCAUACUAGUAUCAACAUCCAUUUGUGUGAUAAAUAUCUGUUUCCAGCUAAAAAUGGAUUUGGACAAAGUUACUGGGACCAUAAUCUUCAAGAAUUCCAGCAACGAUUUGAUCCAGCAUUAACUCACGAUCAAGGACCCCAGCGACUUAAAAAUCUUUACUUUACUUAUCUGAUUGAGUUGAGAGCGCUGGCUAAAGCUGCGCCUUACUUGAAACAGAAAGGUUUCUAUACUGGAGAUAACCAAGAAGAUGAGGAUGUACAGAAAGGAGUCAAUGACCUUCUAGACAUUAUCAGGAAAUUCCCUGAUCAUUUUGAUGAAAGCCAACUGUUUAAAGGUAACACCAAGGAAAUGCAACAGCUCAAGUCUGAAUUUGUUCUCCACUUCCGUAAUAUAUCUCGCAUCAUGGAUUGUGUUGGCUGUGAUAAAUGCAAAUUGUGGGGAAAACUGCAGGUUCUAGGAAUGGGUACAGCUCUGAAGAUUCUCUUUUCUGGUGACAGCAUGGGUCCAGACUCUAUAGUGAAGUCUCAGGAUAAAGAUUUCCAGCUAACAAGAACAGAGAUAGUUGCACUCUUCAAUGCAUUUGGGAGGUUGUCCAGCAGCAUCCAUGCCAUUGAAACAUUCCGUAAAUUAGCCAGCUGAUGGACCUCUUCCACAUAAUCAGCCUUGACAUUUGGUUCUGUGUUCUGGAGCUUCAGUAGAGUUGUGAAAGUUUUUUUCUACUCAAGCAUUAAUCCAUUUUACUAGCUUGAGGGGGAGGGGGGACCAGUAUAUCCAAACGGAACUUUCCUCAGUAACCAUCAUGAUCUCAUGUAUCAACCACCAUCACAUGUCGCAAACCUCUUGUUGUAAGUUUUCUAAUGAAGUUUUCUUUCAUUAUCUAGUCACUUCUUGUCAUCUCAAACACCACAUGACUAACUUUAUUAGUUGAAUUCAGGAUAUAUAUAUCUUAACAAAACAGUUCUGGCAUUCAGUCAAACUCUAGAUUGUAUAAUCAUAAUUUUAGAUAGUUAAUGUGUUGGAUAUAUUUAAAAAAAAAAUGUUUUUACUACAGAAUUUUGCAUAAAUUGUAAGUCUAUUGCUUCUAAAAUGGUUAAUAUUUAUGUAUAUUGACUAUAUUUAGUAUAAGUAAGUAUGGACGAAUUUGAAGAUUGAGUUUUUUUUGUUUUUAUAAUGUACUUAAAACUGUUAAGCAGAGAGUCUUCUGUGUUUCCUAGCAGCUGUGAUGUCUAUCUGAAAGUUCUGUUUCUUGUGGUGUGCUCUGUUCCAUUUAUUGAAUGACUGCUUUCUUUGCGCACAAUUCACUUUCAUCUUGUUUUUAAGAGGGUGUAGUUCAGUUAUCUGUGUGUGUGUGUUUAUCAUGUCCGGAAUGAGAUUGCUAUUUAAAUUUGGACAUAUGAUAUCCUUGUUUAUAUAGUAACUGUGUUAUCUAAAUAAAUACAAAGAAAGACAGUAAAGAAUAUUUGUUGUGUAAACAAAUAUGAUUAUUUUUUUAUAAUUAAAUUGUUUUAUUUUUUAAAAAUCUCGUAUCAUUGUUAAGUUGAAGCUAUUUAUACAUAAGAUUAAAAAUAAUUAUUACUGUGAUUAUUUGAGAUACUUGAAUAAUUUAUUUUUUUUUUAAAUGAUGUUGAUAAUUUCUGCAGGGGCAUAAACUCAGUAUCUUCUUCACAAGAUUAGAACUGGUUUUGUACUUUAAAUGUAGACAAAUUUUGUCGCUUUAACUGCUGUCCCACAUGUAGCUAGGAGUUAAAUUGUUGUUUUAAAAAAAAGCUUUCCAAAAGUUGCCAUAAAAAGUUGAGAAAAUGGAGUAUCUUCGCUGUGUAAAAGUGGGUAGUAUGAAGACUAUUGUCACAGGCACAAAUAUGCUGAUGACUAAGUAUUUCAUGGAGAAAGUACAAAUGACAUGGUAGACUGUGAUCAUGUUGGUGGAGAAGGGGUCAUUGAAAAAUAGAAACCAUUUAAGUGAUCAAGGUUGUUUAUGGACUUUUUUUUUUUUGGUCUUCUUUUGUUGUUGCACAUAGUGUAGAGUUACAUGGGGCCCCAUUCUAUUCUUUUGUAAGCUUGUUUGAAGAUGGGGGUAGCAUCGACUCAUGGAGCUCAUUCAUCUAUGCUUUUUAACCAAUUGGUUUGUAUGUGUGUGUAAUUAAUUUUUAUAACAUUUAUGUUUCAUCAAUGGAAUAAUACUUACAGCAACAAAAAAUCCCACUUUGUUUAUAGAUAUGAUAAUAUUUUUGUUUAGAAUGGGCUUGUCAGUUGUAUAUUUUAUUCUUGGCUGAAUGCUUUAAAAAUAAUUUUACUUUCCCUGAGAAUAUAUAUAUAUAUAUAUAUAUAUAUAUACAUUUGUGAAUGAUUAGAGCUUGUUUGUUUUUUUAAUGAAAAUCUUGAGUGCUUUAACACUUUGUCUCUGGAAUUAUUUUCCCCACCUGAUGAAAUGAUUUAUUUAGCUCAUUUGUUGUGUACUAUCCUAGUACAAAUAAACUUGAAUCUGUUUGUAUCAUUUAUGUUAAUUUUGGUAUAGAAUGAAAUGAAAACGCUUGCCCUUGUUAGAAAAUGACAAAUAAUGUUUAUAAAAUUCAUUUUGCUUUCGUUAAUGAGAUGUAAAUCAGUGAAAAGAAUUGAAUUUUCCCUAAUACUUUGCAUAGCUUGUUUGAAAUAUGAAAAUAUUUACAAUGUACUAAAUAUAUUUAAUAGAGAAAUUGCAUUUAUUUAUAUAUACAUACAUUUUUAUUUUCAUAGGUGAAAUAUCCAAAUCUAGUUUAGAUAGAAGCCCUUUUGAGGUUCACUGUUGGUAAAACAAAAAUUAUUUUCUAAACCUUUUCAUUCUUGGUAGAAACAUAUUGAAAGACAAAACAAAAAGUCAUUAUGGUAAUGAAGGGAAAAUAUUUUAGAUUGAAAUGUUUUUAUUUUUUUAAAAUGUAUUUUGUACCAUUAUCUAGCAUGCUCAGAGUACUAUGGUUCAUGGAGCAUUAAACUUAAGCCCCUUUGAUAGAUAGCCAAACGGUUUUAGCCAUUCAGCCACACACACACUGUUUUUCAGAAAGACAUGACUUGAACAAUUUUGUACAAUGAGAGUAUCAUUUUAGAGACUAGAGUCAAUAACUAGAUGAUCAACUCAUUAAUAAAUGAUUUUGCUUUAUUCUCAAUAAACAUCUUGAUUCCAGGGUCAUAAAUUGCAAUUUACAAGUUUUUACAAUAUCAAGUUGCUCUAACCUAUCAUGAAAUGUACAAUGAAACAAUUUCUGAUGGCUCAACCUUUUUGUUUUUCAAUAGAUAUACUACUAACAUCUGUAAUUACUAUACUUGAUGCAUAAUAUAUACUUUUGUUUGCUUCUAUUGCUUUGAUGGUAGAAACUUAAAAAAAAAAAGCAUACAUGUUCAAUCGAUUAAAAGCUUUAUUGUUUUGAUAGCAUCUAGUCCUUUUGUAGAUGUAAAUGUCUUGUAUUUUCCUUUUUAAUAGCUGUAAUAUCUUUCUAUUAGUUAUCAGCUGUAUACAUUUUAACACAAUUGCUACUGCACAGAUUAAACUGUAGAUGCAGGUAUUAAGCUUUAAGCCAACUAUAUCAGUGAUUUGACAUUGUAGAAAAACUGUAGAUGCAGAUUUAAUCUUUAAGCCAAAUACAUCAGUGAUUUGACAUUGCAAGCCUACAACAUACACUGCAUUGACUUUCCUAUUACUUCUUGACAUCAGAUUGUCCUGAAUUAUAUGUAAGCAUCAUUUUAUGCUUUCUUACUUCUCUUUAAUUCAAGACUGCAAUCAGAGACACAAGUUACAAUGCCACAUCAAGUUAUUUCAUUUUGCAAGCCUUUUAAGAGUGGUUUAUGAAUAGCAUAAGAGAAAAUCUUCGCCUGAAACUAAUGAUCACACUAAUUAAAUGGAACUACUACCCCAUGGACUAAGUUUAAUCAUUCAAUAGCACCUCAGAUUAAAUGUAGUCAGCAUGAUGGAUGUACACAAUUGUUUCUUAGAAAUGAUUUUAUUUCUUUAUUUUUUUUCAUGCUUUUGCUAUCCGAAGAUAAUGUACCUCUUCAGUAUACUGAAAUCUGUUUUAUAUUUGAGAGUUCUAAUGGUUGACUUUUGUUUACUCCUAGGUAAUAGAAUGUUACCAUUGGACUAGAUGAACUUGUUGGAAUAGUUUGGAAUCUCAUCUAUUCACAUUUUUAACAUUCUUUACCAUCCCACUGAUAUCAUCAUUGAAAAUAUUUGAUGUGAAUACAUUUUGAAAAGUUCAUUUAAAGUCAAUUUAAGAGAAUUCUGUUAUUUGAAUUUUUAAAAGAGGUCUAUUAUUUAUAUAUAUAUAUAUAUAUUGUGCUCACAUGACUUUGCACAAUGUAUAUCAAGGUAUUUGUUCUAUCCGAUUAUUUAUUGACUUUUUCAUCAUCAUUUAUUUAUACAAAUAAUUUUUUUUAAUCACUUGGUUGAAGUCAUUCCUUUGCCAGAACGUUGUUUGAUGAAAUAUAAAAUGACGUUUAUUAAACACCA
Messenger RNA from Biomphalaria glabrata, 5583 nucleotides. RefSeq names its product ERO1-like protein alpha. Gene Ontology annotation, biological process: protein folding in endoplasmic reticulum. The transcript is spliced from 15 exons. The record is from RefSeq and is a predicted model, not a curated record. Lineage: Eukaryota; Metazoa; Mollusca; Gastropoda; Planorbidae. Gene Ontology annotation, molecular function: FAD binding; thiol oxidase activity; protein-disulfide reductase activity. The coding region runs from base 321 to 1745 and encodes 474 amino acids. Gene Ontology annotation, cellular component: endoplasmic reticulum membrane; endoplasmic reticulum.